AUGAAGACUAUCAUUCUACUGUUUUGUCUUCUAGGAUCAACUCAGUCAUUACCAGUCUUCCCUUCAUUGAGUUUAAUACCACUGACACAGAUGCUCGCCUUGGGGUCAGAUCUGCAAAUGCUAAACACUGCUACAGGUGUGGGGCCUGGCACCCAGACCCUCCCAGUGAACCUGGGCGGGGUGACUGUACAGCAGCAGCUGCAACCACAAAUGUUACCAAUUUUUGUGGCACAGCUUGGAACCCAGGGUGCUAUCCUAAGCUCAGAAGAAUUGCCGGUGGCCCCACAAGUCUACACGGGCCUCCUCAUCCACCCCUGGUUUCCUGGAGCCUUCCUGCCCACCAGCCAGGCAGGGUCUACUCCCGAGGGCCAGGAUGGGGCCCUUCCUGCAGGCCAAGCAGCAGCACAUCCUGCCAUCCAGGGAACCCCCGAAGGUCACCUCCCAACUCCCAGUGGCACCGACUACCUCUCCGGAGUGACAGCCCCUGCUGGCCUCCAGAGGGACAUGCACACCACUGAGGAAGCUACCACAGAUGGCCUGGGCUCAGAGCCCAGGCAGCGAAUUGAUGAUGACGUGCUUUUUCACUCGCGGAUCCUGGAGGAACCUCACAUCUUCCUGACAUAG
Messenger RNA from Echinops telfairi (small Madagascar hedgehog), 624 nucleotides. RefSeq names its product amelotin (gene AMTN). Gene Ontology annotation, biological process: odontogenesis of dentin-containing tooth; positive regulation of enamel mineralization. The record is from RefSeq and is a predicted model, not a curated record. NCBI's taxonomy places the organism in Eukaryota, Metazoa, Chordata, Mammalia, Afrosoricida, Tenrecidae. The coding region runs from base 1 to 624 and encodes 207 amino acids. Gene Ontology annotation, cellular component: basement membrane; cell-cell junction. The transcript has 7 exons.